GCUGCGCGUCGCUUAUCUCUAUCAGACGAUCAUAGAGAAAUUGAAAGAUUAGGAACACACGAAGAUCAAUGUUACUACGAUCCAUCAUGUUCCCCUCCACAGAUGCUAUUCCGGAUCCAUGCAGAAACAGCUAAUUCUCCACCAUUUGCUUGUCUUAAUGACGUACGCCUGUUCGACGGGCACGAACUUAAAAGUGGUGUGAACCUUGUCUCUUUAAAUGGAACAACAGGCGAUAUCGAAUCGACGAUGUCAUUUGAUGUUGCUGAAUCUGAUGGGAAGCUGAUCAGUUGGCUAAGGUCGUUGCCGCUGUCAUCGGUUAUAAUUGGCGUAUCAUUCGGAGAUGUGGCAGAGCGUGUUUCUUCAGAUGCUCGCGCCGCUUUGGCUUCUUUUGGAGCGACUCGUGUGAUUAAGUGGAGAGGAGCUUCAUCUUACGCAAUUCUUGGGCAGCAUGGGUUGAAGCAGCCAGCGCAUGAACUGGUUAUUUUUUCCUUCAAGUGUUCAAGCUUAUAA
Molecule: messenger RNA, 510 nt
Organism: Strongylus vulgaris
Lineage: Eukaryota; Metazoa; Nematoda; Chromadorea; Rhabditida; Strongylidae
Source: the annotation of a GenBank genome assembly